GUUCGAAGUCCUUCUGAGGGAAGCUUCACUCCUUCACUCCAGUUUCUAUUCUCCUCUAGAGCUGUACUGUAUAAAAGCAAAACAAGAUAGAUCAGAGUUAGAAGUCCUUCUGAGGGAAGCUUCACUCCUUCACUCCAGAACAAUGGCUGGAUUAUCAUCUGGAAAUAUCUGGAUUGACACAUUUCAAAGUCUGCAAAAGAAAGAUUUAGAAGAAAGAUAUAGGAAAAAGUGGAUUCUACAGUUCAACUAUAAACUGGCGGACAUUUUGACUGAAGAGCAGAGAAAGAAAGGGUGGAAGAUCUCACAAACCACAAAGUUUGCCAGUUUCACCUGCCCAAAAUGCUCUCAUUUUUGGAACUCUGGCCGAGUCACUCUUAUCUUUCACUACUGUCUCGGGAAAACCAAGAGAGGCACUGUCCUCUUACACCCCUGUGGCCAGAUGUGUCGGCAAUGCAGCAAUGAUUCCUUCAUCAAUCCCACGUUUAAAGAUGAAAAUGUUGAAGCCAUUCUGGAAAAUCUCAUUUUAAAAAUCAGAAAAAACUGUUAUCAUGAGAAGAUUGACAGCAAUAUACAAAAUAUAAAGCAACGGAUAAUAAGAACCAAACCUCAUGAGAGUGAUCUGUGUGAAGCUUGCAUGAUGGGUAUAUGCAAUAAAGACCAGGAAGUAUUUUAAAUAUAGAGAUUAUUAUAUCAAUUGGUCCAACCUGCAAAUCCCUGCACAGGUUUAAAACUGUAUAUUAAUAAAUGAAGCAUCCUAGUACUGAGUUCACGGGCUUGGAAAUCACUAAAUAAUUUUCUCCAUAAAAGGUGCCGUCCAGGAUCAUAAAAACACGGUGGCUUUAUUCCAGAAACAAUCCCACACCUUUACAUGGGGCAUAGGUGGUUUUGCAGGUGAGCUCCAUUGAUAAAUUUUUAUUCCAAUUUUAACUGUACAAAUAAAUCAGGCAAAUAAUAGCUAGAUCCUAAAACCAUUUCUCAAACUUGAGAUUUAACAGGUAAUGACAAGAACAGAAACACAGUUAAUCAAGGGGGAAAGGGCUGUAGAGGUCACUGUUAAGGGGGCGGGAGUUGUGUAGGUCACAAUUUAAGAGAACAGAGCUCUGGUGAGGUCACUGUUAAGGGGGCGGGUUAUUGUAUAAAUCACUGUUAAGGAGACAG
Bufo gargarizans (Asiatic toad) is the source of this 1158-nucleotide messenger RNA. Its product is annotated as receptor-transporting protein 3-like. Gene Ontology annotation, biological process: protein targeting to membrane; protein insertion into membrane. The transcript is spliced from 4 exons. Gene Ontology annotation, molecular function: olfactory receptor binding. The record is from RefSeq and is a predicted model, not a curated record. The coding region runs from base 143 to 673 and encodes 176 amino acids. Lineage: Eukaryota; Metazoa; Chordata; Amphibia; Anura; Bufonidae.